Molecule: messenger RNA, 1296 nt
Organism: Ilex paraguariensis (yerba mate)
Lineage: Eukaryota; Viridiplantae; Streptophyta; Magnoliopsida; Aquifoliales; Aquifoliaceae
Source: the annotation of a GenBank genome assembly
AUGAAACUGUUUCCACUCGGUUUCUUCAUAAUUUUUGGCUUCUUAGCUUCAAAAUCUAAUGGCCAACAGAUGUAUGCAGGAAACUCGGUUUUGGACUGCAAUAACACCGAUGAAACAGGCCCAAAUCCAGCUUUUCUUUACUCCUGCAAUGGUGAAAAUCACACCUGUCAAGCAUUCCUGAUAUUCAGAUCUCAACCCAAUUACAAUUCAGUAACCACCAUUUCAAACCUCACAUCCUCAAACCUCUUGGAGCUGGCUAGGAUCAACAACAUCUCGAGUUCUAUGCUCGUGCCACAAGACAAAGAGGUGAAUGUUCCGGUAACUUGUCACUGCUCAGGUUAUUACUAUCAGGCUAAUUCAUCUUAUGUUAUUCAGAGUGUUUACGACACCUAUUACACAAUCGCAAACAACACGUAUGAGGGGCUAACCACUUGUAAUUCACUCAUGCGUGAUAACGUGUAUGGUGAAUUCGACUUGGUUCCUGGUUUGAAUCUGCGGAUACCACUUAGAUGUGCCUGUCCUACAAGCAAUCAGACUGAGAAAGGCAUAAAAUUUCUGCUUACAUACUUGAUUACUUGGGGAGAUAGUAUUCCUAAUGUGAGUGCAAUUUUUAAUGUAAGUAGUAUUAGCGUAGCUUAUGCAAAUGGAUUCUCUGAAGAAGAUCCACCUCUAAUUCCCCUACCAACUGGACCUUUGAGCUCUCAAACAAGAAUUCAUGAUCCUCCCGUCGUUUCUCUUUCAUCUACUCCAAGCCAAAGGAACAGAAAGUUGAAGAAAAGACUUUAUAUUGGUAUUGGAGCUGGAGUUGACCGAGUGUUAAAAUUUUAUAAAUUUGAAGAAUUAGAGGCAGCUACUGAAAAUUUUAGCUCCCAAUACAGGUUGUGUGCUUCUGUUUAUCAAGGGGUUCUUGGUGGCAAAACUUUUGCCAUCAAACAGAAGAGCACAGAUGUAUUGAGAGAGGAGAAAAUUCUUACGAAGAUCAGCCAUUUCAACCUGAUCAGCCUUUAUGGCGCAUGUGAGCAUCACGGAAUUUUCUACUUGGUUUAUGAGUUUAUGGAAAAUGGGUCCUUACAGAGAUGGCUCAGCCAAAAGAGUUUCCCUGAAGUCGAGAGUUGGAACCACAGGAUUCGAAUUGCUUUAGACAUUGCUAAAGGGCUUGAUUAUCUUCAUAACUUAGCAGAUCCAGCGUAUGUGCACAAGGACAUUAAUAGUCGCAAUGUUCUACUCAAUAGAGAUCUAAGGACCAAGAUCACAAACUUCAGCCUUGCAAGAUCAGCAGAGACCGGGAGAAAGUGA